AUGGUUGAGCACUCAGAUCUCCAUAAAAGCAAAUGACUGGAAAGUAUCAAAAAUUUUUCCAUAGGAGGAACAGCUGGAAUUGUAGCCACGACUGCAGUGCUUCCUAUGGAUUUUAUCAAAGUCCACCUCCAAUGCGCAGCUGAAGGAUCCAAAGGUCCUCGAAUCAGUCCAUUGCAGUUUGCCUCUACAGUUUAUAGAGAGAAAGGCCUUUUAGCUUUCUAUAAGGGCUUAGAUAGUGCUAUCCUCAGACAAGCUUUAUAUGCUACAACCAGGCUUGGCUUAUACAAAACUCUCGCAGAUCGCGAAAAAGAAAAAACAGGCACAAAAUUCAUCCCAUUUUUCAAAAAAUUUAUUUAUUCUACUGUAUCAGGUGGAAUCGGUGCUUUUGUAGGAAAUCCUUGUGAUUUAUCACUUAUCCGCUUACAAACAGACAACACCUUGCCUCCGCAGCUGCGAAGAAACUACAAAAAUGCAAUAGAUGCCUUAUUAAGGAUCCCAAAAGAAGAAGGAAUUUUAGCCUACUGAAAAGGCUGCACUCCUACAAUUUUACGUGCUGCUGCUUUAAAUUUUGGCAUGCUUGCUCCAUAUGAUCAAACCAAAGAAUUUCUGGACUCAAGGUGAAAAUCAGACACCAUGAAUCGGAUUUUGGCGUCCGUUAUUGCUGCAAUAUUCGCCUGCUUUAUUUCAUUGCCAUUCGAUAAUAUCAAGACAAAAUACCAAAAAAUGAUCAAAGGGGCAGACGGAAAAUACCCUUACAAAGGCUUUUAUGACUGUUUAAUGAAGAGUCUAAAGAAUGAAGGGUUCAUAGGUUUAUAUGUAGGACUUGACGCUUAUGCAUUGCGAGUGGCACCAAAUGUAAUUAUUACAUUGCUGACUAUAGAUUUUCUGCAUUAUUUAUAUCAUAAAUAA
Blepharisma stoltei is the source of this 909-nucleotide messenger RNA. The record is from the annotation of a GenBank genome assembly. Lineage: Eukaryota; Ciliophora; Heterotrichea; Heterotrichida; Blepharismidae.